AAAGAACACUGAUUUUUAUCUUUAAUGAGCAGCCUCUCUAUCAUUUAGCUUCAGGAAACAGCUUCCUGGUUGUAAACUGCUUGAGACUGCUGACAGCCAGGCAACUUCAAAAGCAGCCAGGAGCGACUUUCUUGCUAACUUUGGGAAGGAAUUCAAAAAUGCUGAAAGGUGCAGAUGAUUCUGUUAUGGAGCAGGAGGUCUCUGCUUCCCGACAUAAAGAAAUGGCGAGUUGGGAUAUCAAUGACAUCAAACUUCCUCAGCAUGUGAGCCACACAGACUGGUUUCAAGAAUGGCCGGAUUCCUAUGUAAAACAUAUCUAUAGCUCCGAGGAUAAAAAUGCUCAGAGGCACCACAGCAGCUGGGCAAUGAGAAACACCAACAACCACAACUCUCGCAUCUUAAAAAAAUCCUGCCUCGGGGUGGUGGUUUGUGGCAAUGACUGCUCUACCUUGGAUGGGAGGAAGAUCUACCUAAGACCAGCCAUAUGUGAUAAAGCCAGGCAAAAACAACAGCGGAAAUGCUGCCCAAACUGCAAUGGACCUCUGCGACUCCUUUCCUGCCGAGGCCAUGGUGGUUACCCAGUUACCAACUUUUGGAGGCAUGAAGGCCAAUUCAUAUUUUUCCAGUCCAAAGGAGCUCAUGACCACCCACGUCCAGAAACAAAACUAGAAACAGAAGCAAGAAGAUCAAUGCAAAAAUCAAAGACAGCUUUUUCUCCAUCUUCUCUAAGACUAAAAAGAAUCCAGGAGACUGAGUCUCUGGCAGGUGCAGUGCCAACACAGGAGCCUUUGCUUCUUUCCAAGCCGGAUGCUCACAUGCCGCCUGCCAGUUUCAGGGGACAUUUGAGAAAAAGCUCCCAGGAGCCAAUGCUGAGCAGCUGCUCUGGGCAGCUUUCAUACCCAAGGACAUCUGGGGAGGAUGGGACCUCCAGAGAGGCACCAACCUGGAGCCGAAGCCUGUCCCUCAGGAGGACCCCCGGAGCCGAGAGGCUGUGCAGUGUCCCUGCUGUGCCCAGCACAGCUCCUCCUCCCCGUCAGUGCACCCACCUCAGCACCCAGCAUGUCCUGCCCCUCACAAAGGGUGCCCAUGACCCCUUCAGGUCCGACGUGGGCCCUUUGGGAGAUGGAUCCUGUGGGGAGAAAUCCCCACUGACCUACAGUGGCAGCUGCCUCUCUCUGCCGCCCUACCCCGCGCCUCAGAGAGGGCCGUGCCUCAUGGCGAGUGGGGCACAGCCUCACCGACAGCUCCUGCUGCCUCCAAGGGGAAGCGAAGGAGACAGAGGUGGCAGAGGGCACCAAGUCUGUCUCAACUACUGCAACAACGACAUGUUUUUUAACCUGUACCCAUUACAGUGACUGGGUUCAAACAUCCCUGCUCGCUCCUCCUCUGGAUAUUGGUCCAAUUCUCCAUCUCUGUGGCAGCACAGAUGUGAAAAUGCUACCACAGCUGGUCUCACUCUAGCUCCUCUUGCAGACCCCAGAAGGGGCUUUCAUACCUGAAGGCUUGUCUUUUCUCCUUUGUAUUUAACAGUCUUAUUUCCCCUCACUGUUUCAUGGAUCUAAUAAAAGCUAUCAGCUCCUCUUACAGACUGCCUCGCUGCCAUUGUGGUCUGGUAGCAUUUCAACUCUCCUUAACACACAGCUUGUUCAAGCCUGUGGGACUGGGGAAGUUGUCCAUGGAUGAUCUCGAGGACCACAAUUGUCAUGAGCAGCCUUCUGCACUCUUCCAGCCUCUUCACGCAGUCCCUCUUCAAACCUAAGUCCCUGCACUGCACCAGCCUUGCACCUGUGUUGUAUAGAGCUGGAUGCAGGACUUCACAUGGGAUUUCAUGAGGAUGGGGAGAAGCCUCCUCCUCCUCCUCCACCUGUGGCCUCAUUUCUUUUGAUGCAGCCCAGGGUAUGUUUGGCCUUCUGAGCUGCAUAUGCAUACUGCCAGAUCGUGUCCAAUACACCAACUGUCCUAAGUUCUUGUCUGCAGGGCUGGACCCAAUUUUAUAUAUGUAUAUAUUCAAGGCGCCUUGCUGAUUUUUCCAGGCACAUUUCAUUUCUUUCAUUGCAGACUGUAAAGAACCCUUCAGCAUUUGUUCCAUACAUCACCCCCAUUGCUGACCAGUACCAUAAGCUGUAUUUCAGCAGGACCUGUCAGCUCUCUACAAUUCUUUAAAAUACUAGGGUUCCAAAUGGGAAUUUUCUUGCCUGAGCUUAACUGGCUCAGAUACCUUUGGCAAAGAUUCCUUUACCUUUUCCCAUAACUUUGCAUGACUUUGCUGCAUGACUGGCCUCUGCUGCUCCCUGGACCAGGCUUCAGGGGCCACCAACCUGGAAGACACUGACACACACCCCUGCUGCCACCUCUAUCAGGAAGAGCUGAGGGAUGUCAUGUACAGCGAUGUAUGGAGCCGCAUUUCAAGAUUGGUUCCGUUAUCCACCAAAGGGAGAAUCCACCUUUCAUUGGGAUGAGUCUGGGAGGGCAGUAUUACAAAACAAGUGGCAAUAAAAACUUCACAGUAAAUCAAUAUCACGUAUUCAGUCCUAGUUGUUUUGUUUUUGUUUUGUUUUGUUUU
Poecile atricapillus (Black-capped chickadee) is the source of this 2563-nucleotide messenger RNA. RefSeq names its product glial cells missing transcription factor 1 (gene GCM1). Gene Ontology annotation, biological process: regulation of transcription by RNA polymerase II; gliogenesis. The record is from RefSeq and is a predicted model, not a curated record. Bases 159 to 1355 code for a protein of 398 amino acids. Gene Ontology annotation, molecular function: RNA polymerase II cis-regulatory region sequence-specific DNA binding; DNA-binding transcription activator activity, RNA polymerase II-specific. Lineage: Eukaryota; Metazoa; Chordata; Aves; Passeriformes; Paridae. The transcript has 5 exons. Gene Ontology annotation, cellular component: nucleus.